Prunus dulcis (almond) is the source of this 2610-nucleotide messenger RNA. Its product is annotated as pentatricopeptide repeat-containing protein At3g09060. Lineage: Eukaryota; Viridiplantae; Streptophyta; Magnoliopsida; Rosales; Rosaceae. Gene Ontology annotation, molecular function: protein binding. The transcript has 4 exons. Bases 82 to 2154 code for a protein of 690 amino acids. The record is from RefSeq and is a predicted model, not a curated record.
UUUAGUCCGAUCAAAGCUCCCUAUAACAUGCCUUAACAAUGAGACAUAGAAACCACACAAAUUUGCGUCUUUGCCAUUGCCAUGGUCGACUUCCCCAAAUCUCUAUCUCCGAAGCGAGUUCUGAAGCUCCUCCAAGCCGAAAAGAACCCGCACUCCGCCCUUGCUCUGCUCGACUCAGCGAGUCGCCACCCGAACUACAACCAUUCGCCCGACGUCUUCCACCACAUCCUCCGCCGCCUCCUCGACCGGAAACUUGUGGCCCACGUCGACCGGGUCGUCGAGCUGAUUCGGACCCAGAAAUGCAAGUGCCCCGAGGACGUGGCAUUGACUGUGAUCAAAGCCUAUGCGAAAAACUCAAUGCCCGAUAAAGCUUUGGCUGUGUUUCAACAAAUGGAAGAGAUUUUUGGGUGCGCGCCUGGUAUAAGGUCGUACAAUUCGCUGCUUAAUGCUUUCAUUGAGUCCAACCAGUGGGAACGAGCUGAGAAGUUUUUUGCUUAUUUUGAAACGGUGGGUUUGUCGCCGAAUUUGCAGACUUAUAAUAUUUUGAUCAAGAUUUCGUGUAAGAAGAAGCAGUUUGAGAAGGCCAAAGCGUUGCUAAGUUGGAUGUGGGAAAAGGGUUUGAAGCCUGAUGUGUUUAGUUAUGGGACUUUGAUCAAUGGGCUCGGGAAAAGUGGGAACUUGUGUGAUGCUUUGGAGGUGUUUGAUGAAAUGGUUGAAAGAGGGGUUAGUCCUGAUGUGAUGUGCUAUAAUAUUUUGAUUGAUGGGUUUUUCAGGAAAGGCGAUAGUGUGAAUGCUAAUGAGAUUUGGGAUAGGCUGGUAAGGGACUCAGAGGUUUAUCCUAAUGUUGUUACUUAUAAUGUUAUGAUCGAUGGUUUGUGCAAAUGUGGGAAGUUCGAUGAGAGUUUGGAAAUAUGGAAUAGGAUGAAGAAAAAUGACAGAGGGCCUGAUUUGUUUACUUGUAGUUCUUUGAUUCAAAGGUUAAGUGAAGCAGGGAAUGUAGAUGGAGCUGAGAGAGUUUAUAAAGAGAUGGUUGGGAAAGGGCUAUCACCGGAUGUAAUUGUCUAUAAUGCAAUGCUCAAUGGGUUCUGUCGAGCUGGGAAGGUCAAAGAGUGCUUUGAGUUGCGGGAGGUGAUGGAGAAGCGCGGUUGUCAUAAUGUUGUGAGUUAUAACAUAUUCAUUAGAGGGUUGUUUGAAAACGGGAAGGUCGAAGAAGCAAUUUCUGUCUGGGAACUAAUGCAUGAGAAGGGUUGUGUUGCAGAUUCCACAACCUAUGGAGUAUUAAUCCACGGACUGUGUAAGAAUGGGUACUUGAACAAAGCUUUAUGGAUUUUAAAAGAGGGAGAAAAUACAAGAGCUGACCUAGAUGCCUUUGCUUAUUCCUCAAUGAUUAAUUGGUUAUGCAAGGAAGGGAAACUAGAUGAAGCAGCCAGGCUAGUUGGUCAGAUGGAUAAGUGUGGCUAUGAACCGAAUUCUCAUGUUUGCAAUGCAUUGAUAUAUGGGUUUAUCCGAGCUUCCAAACUUGAAGAUGCCAUUUUCUUUUUUAGGGGAAUGCGUACAAAAUUUUGCUCUCCAAAUGUCAUCUCCUACAAUACUCUCAUAAAUGGAUUAUGCAAAGCAAAAAGAUUUAGUGACGCAUAUUUGUUUGUGAGGGAAAUGCUGGAAGAAGGAUGGAAGCCGGAUGUGAUCACAUACAGCUUGUUAAUGGAUGGCCUUUGUCAAGACAGGAAGAUUGACAUGGCCCUCAACUUGUGGCAUCAAGCUCUUGACAAGGGAUCUGAGCCUGAUGUAACUAUGCAUAACAUUAUAAUUCAUGGGCUUUGCUCUGCGGGCAAAGCUGAAGAUGCUUUGCAGCUUUAUUUUCAGAUGGGGCGUUGGAACUGUGUUCCAAAUCUUGUGACCUACAACACCUUGAUGGAGGGGUUUUACAAAAUUAGAGACUGUGAAAAGGCAUCAGAAAUUUGGGCCCGCAUUUUUAAAGACGGGCUACAACCAGAUAUCAUCUCCUAUAAUGUUACACUCAAAGGGUUUUGUUCAUGCAGCAGAAUAUCAGAUGCCAUUAGGUUUUUAGAAAAGGCUUUGCAUCUUGGAAUUCUUCCAACUUCCAUAACGUGGUACAUACUUGUUAGGGCAGUGCUCAACAAUGAGGCCACUUAGUACUCUUCUUGGGUAUAAAGUAGCAUGGAAAUAAUUCAUCCCAUGCAUUGCUUCAUCUGGUAUUGUACGAGGAUUCUCUUUUCAGAUUUUGUUUGGCAAUAUGCACAACGAAAUAUUCUUCACGCUGAACAUGCUUUUCUUUUGAAAGUGACAUAAGGUUGGAUGCUGAGUUCUUUUAUUGAUCAGGUCACUAUUUGGCAGAAGUAUGACAGUAGCGCAGGUCCUGAUGCAGUUUGGAUGCCAAUUUCUUUUAUCCAUGCUGGAUGAGACGUCAAGUCAGCAUUUGGUACAAGUGUGACUUUCACACAAUCUGUAUCAACAACCUUCCUCACCGGACUUUAAUAUGACCUGAGCAACCAAACCCACAAAAAUUGCGCCGAGAACUGCAACUUUUCUCCAAUCAGGCGUUGAAGUGAUGAAGGAUUCAACGAUUUGUAUGAGUAGCAGGCCAAUCAG